Molecule: messenger RNA, 498 nt
Organism: Gloeophyllum trabeum ATCC 11539
Lineage: Eukaryota; Fungi; Basidiomycota; Agaricomycetes; Gloeophyllales; Gloeophyllaceae
Exons: 3
Coding region: 1-393 (130 amino acids)
Source: RefSeq, a predicted model, not a curated record
AUGGCUCCUCCUAUGGCUCCUGGAGAACCGCGCAAGGCGCCCAAGCCGCAGCCCAUGGGCAACUUUCCCUUGGUCGUCCUGCUGACGGUUUGUAUGCUGUGCAUACUGUUCGUGCUGUGGCGGAGAGCUUCGGAGCUCAGGACGGUGGUCUCACAUCAAUUGAAGACGUGGUCAGGGAGAGAAGGCAACAUACGACUGUCAGAAGAUAACGCACCGCCUGCGAGGGAGUUUCUUGAUGAUGACUAUGAUGAUGAUAACGCUGGGCUAGAGGAUGAUGAGCCGCUUGCGUAUCGCGCUGAACAGCUGCGUAUGGCUGGGACGCCGCGGCCAGAUGGAGUCGAGCUGACUGAGCAAGGAGCGCCCCUGCCAGUGCCGCGGAAGGUUGCGGCUUGAUGAUCGUCGGAUACUUAGAGAAGGGACAUUUCUGUACGUAUCCGGUGUAAUAUGCAUCCAUGCACUUCAGAUAUCUUUGUUUUUCAAAGAAAAACCCUAUUUACG